Molecule: messenger RNA, 550 nt
Organism: Tinamus guttatus (white-throated tinamou)
Lineage: Eukaryota; Metazoa; Chordata; Aves; Tinamiformes; Tinamidae
Gene: PARS2
Product: prolyl-tRNA synthetase 2, mitochondrial
Biological process (GO): prolyl-tRNA aminoacylation
Cellular component (GO): cytoplasm; mitochondrion
Molecular function (GO): ATP binding; proline-tRNA ligase activity
Source: RefSeq, a predicted model, not a curated record
UGCGGGGAGCCGCUCACCCGCACACGAGGCAUCGAAGUGGGGCACACGUUCUACCUGGGCACCAAGUACUCCUCGGUGUUCAACGCUACCUUCCUCACCCCCGAGAACAAGCUGCAGCUGGCAGAGAUGGGCUGCUACGGCCUGGGGGUCACUCGCAUCCUGGCGGCCGCCGUGGAGGUGCUUUCCACGGAGGACAGCAUCCGCUGGCCCAGCCUCAUUGCCCCCUACCAGGUGUGCUUCAUUCCCCCCAAGAAGGGCAGCAGGGAGGAGGAGGGAGCCGCGCUCCUGGAGCGCCUCUACGACGACGUGGCUGAAGCUGCGCCGCAGCUCGCCGACGACCUGGUGCUGGAUGACCGGACUCAGCUGACCAUUGGCAAAAGACUAAAAGACGCCAACAGGCUGGGCUACCCGUACGUGGUAGUAGCCGGGAAGAAGGCUUGUGACAAUCCUGCUGUGUUUGAGGUUUGGAGUCAAAACGCUGGCGAGGUCACGUUCCUCACCAGGGAGGGUGUCAUUGACUUGCUGAGUAAAGUGCGGGUUUCUUAAAGUC